Hypoxylon trugodes is the source of this 1275-nucleotide messenger RNA. RefSeq names its product S-adenosyl-L-methionine-dependent methyltransferase. NCBI's taxonomy places the organism in Eukaryota, Fungi, Ascomycota, Sordariomycetes, Xylariales, Hypoxylaceae. The record is from RefSeq and is a predicted model, not a curated record. Bases 1 to 825 code for a protein of 274 amino acids. The transcript is spliced from 3 exons.
AUGUCGAACUACAACAUAGUGUCAGUAGAGGAGGAGAACAAGCGCCUAGAACAAGGGCUUGAGCUAACCAGGGCUUACAUUCCCGAUGGAAAAGUGUUCUUAGCUCCUGUCGACACCAGUCGUGACGGUCUCAAAGUGCUCGACAGUGCUGCAAGUUACUGGCUAUCGCAAUUCCAAGCUUCCCUAAAGAACCCCGAUUCCGCCACGCUAAUCGGCACCGAUCUCCAGGACCGUUUUCCUAACCCGCCGCGUCCCGGUAUUCAACUGCAAACUCAGGAUAUCACCAAGCCAUGGCCGGAAUCAUGGAAAUCUGAUUUCGAUUACGUCCACCAGUCCCUUGUACUAUUCCAAGCGAGACCGAAGCUAUCUGAGGUCGUUAAUUCGAUCGCAGAGCUCGUGAAGCCUGGCGGGUGGAUUGAGCUAACGGAACCUCAACCCGAUGAUUCUGGAAGUGAGGGGCCGGUUUUUACUCAAUUCAUCAACACGAUGAGGGAGCUUUGGACCCUAAAAGGAACUCCGAAGGAUUACGCUAGCAACUUGGAGGGAAUUAUUAAAGAUGCUGGCUUCGUUGAUGUCAAAAGCAUAUUGCUGCCCGUCGGCAUGGGCGCCAAAUUCAAGAAGCCGGAGUUAGCGGAUGCUAGUGCCGAAAACAUGGUAGCUGGAGCCAAAAACAUCCCUAUAACUGUUAAAUUGAUCCCAGGAGGGGUAAAGAGCAUCCCCGCGGAGGAGCUCGAGGGUUGGACAGAGCGAUUGGAAGCAGAGCUGAAAUCGAAAGGCGCUAUUUUCCCGUUGAGAGUGGUGUAUGGUAGAAAACCAGACGCAUAGGUACCUGUAUCUACUUGAUCUAGGGGCUUAAGGGUCACCUAUCUGCCUCCUAAGCACCUAGAAAUAAAGCGCUUCGUAGCAUGGACAGCGGCAGCCCAACCCAUCCGGGCAGCCAUGCAUUAGCACUUAUCCUGCAGAUGCCUCUGCUUGUGCCAUAGCCUCCAGGGCCUCCGACGCUAAAUUUCGAUUGCUCUCAUCCAGAAUAUCGCUGUCUUUCAGGGCUAUCCACCUAUCUUUCCAGUGCUUCCACCGCUGUAUCGUAAGCAUUCUCAUGUCACCCCACCAUAACCUCUCACCAUCUAUAUCUUUCUCCGACAUACUUUCAAUCGUAUCGGAUGCUAGCGAUCUCUGUAGUAGUUCUUGAGACGCAUAUAUGAAUAAGGGUGCAGCUGCCGAAAUCUCAAGUACCUGCCUCUCGCAAUCAUCUGACGAGGCAAUAUCGAGAACUCU